Danio aesculapii is the source of this 3808-nucleotide messenger RNA. RefSeq names its product myosin-16-like. The record is from RefSeq and is a predicted model, not a curated record. Gene Ontology annotation, cellular component: myosin complex. Bases 66 to 3554 code for a protein of 1162 amino acids. The transcript has 25 exons. Lineage: Eukaryota; Metazoa; Chordata; Actinopteri; Cypriniformes; Danionidae.
CGGCUCAGACUCAGGUAACACACUCUCUCAGGCAGCAGGAUGGCGAGUGUGUGUUUGUGUUGAGAAUGGAGAAGAAGGUGUGUGUGAUCCAGACUGACUUCCAGCAGAACAGACCCAUCAUCGCCAUACACAGCAAACCACUGGCCCACGUUCAUCCGCUGCAGACAGAGAUGAAGGACCGAGACGAGCUGAAGAAGGCGAUGGAGCAGAGUGAUCGUCUGCAGAGCCGCGUGCAGCAGCUGGAGGAGGAGAACACUGAGCUGAGCAGGCAGAAGCAUGAAGCAUUCGUCUGCAUGCGUGCUGAGCAGCAGAGCCUCCAGCAGGCUGAGCAGCGGUGUGAGCGUCUGCAGCUGCAGGUUUGUGUGCUGCAGGAGCGUCUGGAGGAUUCUGAAGGCUCCUCAGCUCAGCUUCUCUCCCAGAGACAGAGACUGGAGUCUGAGUGCUGUGAGCUGCGCAGAGACCUGGAGGAGCUGGAGAACACACACACCUUCGUGGAGAACCAGCGGCAGUCCUCAGACGCGGCGCUGAAGAAACUCUCGGAGGAUCUGGAGCAGAAGAACGAGCUGCUGCUGAAACUGCAGACAGAGAAGCAGAAACUGCUGGAGCUCGGACAGCAGGCCAUUGAGGAUCUGCAGUGUGAAGAGGAGAAGGUGAACCUGCUGACCAGAGAGAAAGCCCAGCUCCAGCUGCAGGCCGAGGACCUGGAGUUUGCGCUGGAGCAGGAGAGGAGACAGAGGACGGACUGGGAGAGAAGCAGACGGAGGCCGAACGGAGAAACCAAGAAAAACACGGAAAACCUGCCGGAGAUGAGCCGCAUGCGGAGCAGUCUGGAGGACAUGAUCAAGAGGAAAGAUGUAGAAAUAAACAACACCAGCAGCCUUCUGGAGGCCGAGGAGCUGCUGAACGCAAACCUGCAGAAGAAAAGCAAAGAGCUGCAGGUGCGCAUUGAGGAGCUGGAGGAGGAGCUGGAGGCAGAGAGAGGAUUACGAGCAAAGGUGGAGAAGCAGCGAGCAGAUCUCAGUCAUGAACUGGAGGAUCUGACAGACCGACUGGAGGAAGCAGGAGGAGCCACGGCCUCACAGAUGGAGAUGAACAGGAAGCGUGAUCUGGAACUGCAGCGGCUGCGCCGGGAACUGGAUGAGUCUGUGCUGCAGGCUGAUACGGUGUCAGCAGCGAUGCGCAAACGCCACAGUGAUGCGCUGUCAGAGCUCAGCGAACAGUGCGAGAGUCUGCAGAGAACCAGAGCCAAACUGGAGAAGGAGAAACAGAGCCUGAGUCUGGAGCUGGACGAGCUGACACACACACUCGACACACUGCAGAAGAACAAGGUGAACACUGACACUCAGCUGAAGAGGCUGGAGGAUCUGCUGUAUGAGGCAAACACCAAGAAUGAAGAGCUGCAGAAAACCCUGAGCGAGAGCACAGCAGCCAAAAACAGACUCACAGCUGAAAACACUGAUCUGGCGCGGCAUGUGGAGGAGAUGGAGAAGAAGAGCAUCCAGCUGAACCGAUCCAAAGCCCAGCUGACCAAUCAGCAUGAGGAUCUGAAGAGGCAGAUGGAGGACGAGCUGAAGGCUAAAGCGGCGCUCAGCAGCAGUGUGUGUUCACUGCAGCUGGAGUUGGAGGUGCUGAAGGAGCAGCUGGAGGAGGAGCAGGAGAGCAAACAGGAGCUGCAGCGACUCGUCUCCAAGCUCAACAGCGACGUCACACACUGGAGGAGCCGAUCUGAAGCGGACACUAUACAACACUGCGACGAGCUGGAGGAGACCAAGAAGAAGCUGUGUGCGCGUCUGCAGGAGGUUGAGGAGGCUGCGGAGGCCACUCAGGCCAAAUGCUGCAGUCUGGAGAAAAGCAAACAGAGACUGCAGGGAGAAGUGGAGGAGCUGUGUGUGGAUCUGGAGAAGGCCGUCAGUGUGUGUGCAGUGCUGGAGAAGAAGCAGAAGAUGCUGGAGCGUCAGCAGAGCGACUGGAAGCAGAAGAGUGAAGAUCUGCUGGUGGAGCUGGAGAACUGCAGGACGGAGAGCAGAAAACACAGCGCAGAGUUAUUCAAGAUCAGGAGUGUGUAUGAGGAGAGCAGCGAGGAGAGAGAGGCGCUGCGGAGGGAGAAUAACACACUGCAGGAGGAGAUUGCAGAUCUCACUGACCAGCUUUCAGAUGGAGGAAAGAGUGUUCAUGAGCUCCAGAAGAUGAAGAAAAAGAUGGAGAUGGAAAAAGAAGAGCUGCAGGCAUCACUGGAGGAGUCUGAGGCAGCACUCGAGGCGGAGGAGACGAAGGUUCUGCGUCUUCAGCUGGAGGUUUCUCAGGUUAAAGCAGACCUGGAGCGCAGACUGCAGGAGAAAGAAGAAGAGUUUGAGGCCGCCAGAAAGAGCCACCAGAGGGCGCUGGAGUCUCUGCAGGCCAGUGUAGAUGUGGAGUCGAAGGCUAAAACUGAAGCCAUGCGACAGAAGAAGAAGCUGGAGAGCGAUCUGACGGAGCUGGAGCUUCAGGUGGAGCAGCAGAAGAAGAGCAACAGUGAACUGAUGAAGAGCAGCAGGAAGAUGCAGCAGCAGAUCAAGGAGCUGGAGGCGCAGCUGGAGGAGGAGUUGCGCGCGCAGGAGACGCUGCAGGACGAACACACACUUCUGGAGCGACGCUGCACCCUGCUGACCGCUGAGGGAGAGGAGAAACACAACACACUGGAGAACACACACCGCGUCUGCAGGACACUGGAGACUGAGCUGCAGGAGCAGAGUGAGAAACACACACUGCUGGAGGAGCAGUUGCAGACGGUGUUGUGUGUGAAGAGGAAGCUGGAGGUGGAUGUUCAGCAGCUGCAGCAGGAGCAUGAGGAGCUGCAGAACGAGCUGCGAGCGGCCAAUGACAAGGCCAAGAAAUCAGCCUGUGAGGCGGCGCGUGUGCUGGAGCAGCUUUGUGUGCAGCAGGAACAUGUCUCUGAUCUGCAGCGUGUGAAGAAGAGUCUGGAGCUGCAGAUCAGAGACACGAGCGGCCGACUGGAGGAAGCAGAGCAGAGCAGUGUGAGGGGGGGGAAGAAGAUCAUGCAGAAGCUGGAGGCGCGGGUGAAGGAGCUGGAGCUGGAGCUGGACGCCGAGCAGAAGAAACACUCUGAGACCACGAAGACUCUGAGGAAGAACGAGCGGCGUCUGAAGGAGCUUCUGUUCCAGUCUGAGGAGGAGCAGAAGAACCAGCAGCGCAUGCAGGAUCAGCUGGAGCGCCUGCAGAACAAGAUGAAGAACUACAAGAGACAAGUGGAGGAGGCGGAGGAGCAGGCGAACAUGAAUCUGGCAAAAUACAGAAAGACGGUUCACGAGCUGGACGAUGCAGAAGAGCGAGCUGAUAUCGCUGAAUCUGCACUCACUAAAAUCAGGACCAAGAACAGAGGCAGCUUCGGCAAGGGCUACUCGUCUGGUUACAGUACGCCGUACCCUGGUCUGCUGAGGUCACCUAGUUCAGUGGGGUCAGAGGGCAGAGGUGAAAAGGUCACCGAUGAUGACGAGUCCAUCAGCUCACUCAUUCCCACAUACCUGAACUCCAUCAAGAAACUGAUGAUCGAUUAGAGCGUCCCAGAGUCAGAACAAAAGAAUCUAAACGUAUGAAUCUCUUUAUUACAUCCUGGAUUUGGGGAAAAAUAAAUGUGGGAAUCUUUUUAUCAUAUUUUGCAAUCAGAAAAACAGAAUCGAAUCAAAUGAAUCUUUUUUUAUUAUAUUCUGGAAUCAGAAAAACAGAAUCGAAUCAAAUGAAUCUUUUUUUAUUAUAUUCUGGAAUCAGAAAAAAGAAUCUAAACAUCUGAAUCUUUUUAUCAGAUUCUGGA